Messenger RNA from Harmonia axyridis, 4111 nucleotides. RefSeq names its product activated CDC42 kinase 1 (gene Ack). Gene Ontology annotation, molecular function: ATP binding; protein binding; protein tyrosine kinase activity. Gene Ontology annotation, biological process: protein phosphorylation. The transcript is spliced from 11 exons. The record is from RefSeq and is a predicted model, not a curated record. Lineage: Eukaryota; Metazoa; Arthropoda; Insecta; Coleoptera; Coccinellidae. The coding region runs from base 371 to 3553 and encodes 1060 amino acids.
GUAAAUAUCAAAUCAAAAGUGAAGUUUCGACUAAAAUUUCAAAACACUACACUUCCUUUUUUCUUAAUGUUUAGUGUGAUAUUCGAGAUUAUUCUUUGUAUAUGAUUAGGGCAACGUUCUCCAAUAUAUAUUCAAUGAGGUGUGAUGUAUCAAAAGAAAAUUCUUUUAUAAUUCUGCUCAAUGUUACUCCUAAAGUUUUCAUUGGAGUUUGAAUUUUUAUUUAUCUAAUGGUAUAAUAGGGCUGCUCAAUUGAACGCGAGUAACUACAUAUGAUUUCCUAAUAAAUAUUUCAUUACCAAAUUGAGUUGAAACUGAAGAAUACAAUAUGGAAAGUUUCAAGGUUUGAGAAAAUUAUAGGAUUUUAGACAUAAUGUCGGAAGAAGGAAUUCAAAUCAUCAAAGAAAUACUGGUGGAUACUCAAUUGAUUCAGUUUUUGAUUCCUAUUAGAGAUGAUCUACAUUUAACAAGAUUAGAGCAUUUUGAUUAUGUCACAACUGAAGAUUUGGAAAAUAUUGGGCUUAGUAAGCCAGGAGCAAGACGAUUAUUAGAUGCAGUGAAGAAAAAAAGGGCUAGUCAAAAGAAAAAAAAUCUCAUCAAUAAACUCAUUCCAGUUAAUAGCAAAGGUAGCACAAAUAAAAAACAAGGGGAGAAGAUUGUGGACAGUGAUUUUACUUCUUGUCUUAUUGAAGAAAGCAAAAUAACACUCUCAGUUAAAUUGGGAGAUGGUUCCUUUGGAGUUGUAAGAAGGGGAGAAUGGAGUAGUCCUCAUGGAAAAAUUAUACCAGUAGCUGUUAAAGUUUUGAAAGCUGAUGCAUUAGCUCAGCCAGGAGUUUUUGAGGAUUUCAUAAAAGAGGUUCAAGCAAUGCAUGUUUUGAGCCAUAAGAACCUUAUCAGGCUGUACGGUGUGGUUUUAUCCCAACCUAUGAUGAUGGUUACCGAGUUAGCUGCAUUAGGCUCACUUCUAGACUAUCUCAGGAAGCAAUGCCAGCAUGUACCAGUGCCGCUCCUUUGUGAAUAUGCCACUCAAGUAGCCGAUGGAAUGGCUUAUCUUGAAAACAAAAGAUUCUUGCACAGAGAUUUAGCUUGUAGGAAUGUGUUACUAGCCAGUGAAGACAAGAUCAAAAUUGGGGAUUUUGGCUUGAUGAGAGCUCUACCUCAAGAAGAGGACUGUUAUGUGAUGAGCGAACACAAGAAAGUACCGUUUCCUUGGUGUGCCCCGGAAUCCUUAAGAUCGAGACAGUUCAGUCAUGCUUCAGAUACUUGGAUGUUUGGUGUAACAGUUUGGGAAAUGUUUUCGUUCGGUGAAGAUCCCUGGAUGGGUUUAAUAGGUUCCCAAAUACUCAGAAAAAUCGACAAAGAAGGUGAGAGACUUCAUCAUCCAGAUGCUUGUUCUCCCGAAAUAUACAAGAUACUCCUACAAUGCUGGGCAAAAAAUCCAGAAGAGAGGCCAUCAUUUGCCGCUCUCAAGGACUUCUUCAGGAAGAACAAAUCCCCUUUGAUGAGGGCACUAAGCAAGCUGGACGAACCGGAACAUCUGCAUAUUUUGGAGGGGGACCAGAUUGCGAUAAUAGAUGGCAAUGCCGAACUCUAUUGGUGGAAAGGCCAAAAUCAAAGAACCUUCCAAAUCGGCACGUUCCCUAGAUGCAUUGUAGACCCCAUGAGACCGAUACAGACUGACGACAUCAGUAAGCCCCUUCACAACUCUCUGAUUCAUACGGGCCAUGGGUCAGCCUUCGGAGAGUCUUGGGGCAGUCCAUCCUAUAUCGACGAAAUGUAUCUAAAGAAUCCGAUGGAGCCCCCGGACGUUAUAGGCCUGGGAAUCAACGAAAAACCCUUCCCCCAGCUGACCGAUAGGAAGAAGUCGACCAGAGGAAGUAUCGCCUCGCACAAGAUGGCUACCGAGAAGCAGUUCUCCUAUAAGAAAUUGAUGAACGAGAAGAACGAUACGACGAAGAGAAACAAGCCUCAAAGGCCUCCGGAACCUAGGUUGGAGACCAACCGAGAAGCAGUUCUCAUACAGUUGUCACCGGACGAAAUGGUUUCCGGCAAGGCGAAAACCAAAAGGGACACUUCUAAAAGUGAACCUCCUUGUGUUUCGCUCAUCGAUACUCCGAUAGAUGUACCCCAAUUCGGUUGCGAAGAAGAUUGGCCUACGAGAACAGUAACGGAGCCUCCACCAUAUCAAGAACCACCAAUAUACUUCAACACAUUAAGCACUGCGCAAGAGGCACCUCAAAACUUAGCCAAAGACCCUUUCGACACUUCGGAUAUUCAGAUAUUCAACACGAGUCCAAACGUGUCUUUGGGGUUCAAGAAGAGCGAAGCUAAAACCCCCACAAUGUACAGCAAGGUUCCAAAAAACCUAGCUGAAAGUUUCGGAGGGUUGUCGAUAUCCAACAACGAUUCGAUCCUCGAUAAAAGUAUUAAUUAUGUGAUAGAUAGUAAGAAGGAGCACGAAAAACACGUACCGAUCUCGAGAAAUAGCAGUGUUCAGAUCGAGCCAGUGAAAACAACAAAUCUAGCCAACGCCAUCACAAAUAACCUGAACAACACAGAUCCGGUAUCCGACACAAGCAUGAGUAACGAGUUCCUGCUGGACCUGGAUAAGUAUCUCAAGAGCAAGAACAGGGUGGAAUACAACUCGGUGAACACGAAAAACGAACCUAAAAACACCAACCAGAUCCUUCAAGGUCAAAGUCUGCCCCCGUCAUCGAACAAGAGCCAAAAGGAGGCGAUUGGACAAGCUCAGUCGGCUUACAGUUCCCUACCUACAAGCACGGCGUCCGCCGUCAACAGGAUAUGGUACGAGUCGACCCAGAACGUCAACAUGGCGCCCUCUUCCGGCGCCAACUACGUCAUCCAAACGGAAUACGGCGAAUUCAAGAGCAACAGACGCUACGACCCCGUAUACGCCUCGACCUGUUCCAACUUGAACGUGUCGCGUUACAGCGUGCUGGAGAGCGGCAGCAACCUCAACAGUUCGUCGUACGCGAACCAGUCCCAGUGCUACCAGAACACCUACAGUCCCGAACGGUUGGGCUUGCAGUCUUCGAGGAACUCCUACAGCUCUCAGAUGGGGGUGUACGGCGGUUCCACCAGCGAGUAUUCGGUCAGGUCUUACGGGGAGGUUCCGGACGGGGUUUAUAGUGAGAUUCCGGAACACUUGUACAGUCAGGUGCCUGUCGAGGUGUUGAGGCCUCACAGGCCGGCUCCUGCCUCUCCUAUGGGCGGGUUGGGUCAGCCGCAAAGCAUGCAGCAGAUUCAGAGGAGGAUCCAGAAGGGAAUUCUCUGUUCCGAUGCUGAAAGGCUGAUGAGUCCGGAAUAUAGGAAUGCAAAAGUGAGCCAAGUGAUGAGCAGUGUGCCAAAUAUAACUUCGGAAGAAUGUUUAAAGGUUCUUCAAGAAUGUGGCUGGGACGUUGAAACUUCUAUAAAAUCUCUUAAAAUCGAUCAGUUGAUGAAGUUGGGGCUGACUUCGAAAGAAAAAUGUGAGGAUGCUCUACAGAGAAGCAACUGGAACGUGGAAAUUGCAGCUUCUGCUAUCCUUGACACUUGAACAUUCUGCAAAGAACCAUUUUUAAAUUGAUAUAUUAUUUCCAAAAACUCAUUGUGCCAUAAAUGAGAUAUAGAAAGCUGAAGGAAAGAUAGCUUUUCGAUGUCCUUAAUUUUGUGCACAAUUUUUUAAAAUGUUCAGACUUGUUGAAUAUGUAUAUAAUACUCGAAUAUCCAUAUCUGAUAAUAAAUGUAUGUAUAUGAAAGGAAUUUCAGGUUAUCCAAGUUUGUUCAAUGUUUACCCUUAGCUCAAUUUUAUUUUCUUUUUACUUGCUCUCUAAUUGAAUGUAUCACAAUUUAUUCUUUUCAACUCAAAAUAUUCAUAUGGAUCUCAUUUUAUUUUCAGACCAAAGCAUUUGACCUGUUUUGCCCUAGUAUUAUGCAUUGGCAAUUAUUUUUAGCCGUUCUUGUUAAUAAACUUUUAAAGAAAAAAAAGACGAUUUACUGACUUGCCUAAACAAAUUGAAACAUGCAAAAAGAAUAUUUUCGUUAUAAAAACUGUUGAGAAGAUUUAUGUGUGAGGAAAAGUUUAUAGAAAACACAAAAUAAAAACUCAUGAGUA